Molecule: messenger RNA, 579 nt
Organism: Micropterus dolomieu (smallmouth bass)
Lineage: Eukaryota; Metazoa; Chordata; Actinopteri; Centrarchiformes; Centrarchidae
Gene: atp5if1a
Product: ATP synthase inhibitory factor subunit 1a
Exons: 3
Coding region: 93-419 (108 amino acids)
Biological process (GO): negative regulation of ATP-dependent activity
Cellular component (GO): mitochondrion
Molecular function (GO): ATPase inhibitor activity
Source: RefSeq, a predicted model, not a curated record
CCUUCAAAUUUCCGCUGUUUGAGUAGAAGAAUCAGUACAAACAAAGGUAAAGUUUUCUCUGCGCUGUCAUAGUUGCACUUAUCCGAGUGAUAAUGUCAAGGGUUCUUCUCAGAGCAAGCCUAAGGAGAUGUAUCGCCUCCCAGAUGAGAAUGGCAUCUGAUCAGCUUGGCGAGUUGGGAAAGGGAGCCGGCAAAGGUGGCGGUGGAGGAGGCUCAGUGAGGGCGGCAGGGGGUGCAUUUGGAAAGCGAGAAGUAGCAGAAGAGGAGAAGUACUUCAGGCAGAAGGAGAAGGAGCAGAUGGAAGCGCUGAGGAAGCAUCACUCGGAGGAGAUUGAGCACCACAAAAAGGAGAUUGAGCGCCUACAGAAGGAGAUCGACCGCCACAAGGGCAAAAUCAGAAAGCUGAAACAUGAUGACUAAAGCUGGGAAAGCCUGUUAUCAUUUCUCUUCACAAGAAUCUGACCAUCUUAUUUGUCGCUUCAGUGAUUAUCACAUAUUGAUUGAUUUACUGCUGGUCAAGGCAGGCACUGUAUAAGACUGACAUGAAUACUAAUAUUACAAUAAAUUUGUUAAAUUUCCA